UGGGGCGUCUCUUGUUUUAUUUACUUUAAAUUACUAAAAAGUUGACCUAUAAAAGUGAGUUAAUUUUAAGCAGCAGUAACAGAAUCCUUUCAUCAAUAAAAAUGUUAGAGGCAGAAGUAAACAAUGACCGGACGAUUCUGGAUUACCUGAAUGAGGACUGCUGGCGUGCCGUGCUGCAGUACGUGCCCGCGCAGGACCUCAUACGGACAGAGCGCGCCAGCCGCCAGUGGCAGGCGAUGGUGCUGACGUACUUGCAAGGAGUCCAUAUCAACAUUGAGAAAAAUGAUUGGAAUAAGAAAGAAAACCCGUUAAACACCUGCACCUUAAAGCCAUCAGAACAUAAGUCCUUUGAAAGUUGGAUCAAGAAACUAGGUGCAUCAGUUGCAUCCAUUUACUGCGUCAGUUUGGAGAAUCUAGCAAUGAUCAUAGAAAAUUGCCCCAACUUAGGAUCCCUUCAGUUGUACCGUAUUGAAUGCACUGAAUCUGAACUGCGCCCGUACAAUCUACAUGACAACUUCAAGUUCCUGCAGCGGGUGUCUUUCUAUCGGUGUUCUGUAGGGGACACCACUUUCAGCCAAUUCAUAGCUGACAAAGCCUUAGAGAAAAUAGAAUUCCGCUACUGCCGUUAUUUGACUGGCCUUUGUUUUAGUACUAUAAACACAACAAAUUUAAAAUCUCUCGUCCUUGAAUCCUGUUCCAACUUGCAGUUCAUACAACAUUCAGUCGCUGAUCACCUCGGGGGUCUGACUGAACUGAAAGUGACUAGAGUUAAUAAGGAGAUAGGUUACGAUGUGCAGUUUGAGUUGGAAAAGAUGGCUAAAUUGGAACAGUUGGAGCUGCAGUGUUCAAACAUGAUCCACGGUUUCCCCGAGAAACUGGGCCAGCUGCCCAGGUUAGAGCACCUUGGUUUGUCAUUUUAUCUGGAUGACUGGGACUUGAAAAAGAUGUUGCAGUGCUGCGGGGCGCUGAGAUCCUUGGAGUUGUUGGACUGUGAAUACAGUGACGGGUUCGUCAGGGUGAUCAGUGAGCACGGCGGGGCGCUCACGGCGGUCAAGCUGGACAACUUCAAGGCUAAGGACGACGAUGUGCUGCAGCUCGUGAGUGGGUGCCCCAAGCUCGAGGUACUUACUGAGGUUAUAUGAACUGA
Messenger RNA from Cydia splendana, 1147 nucleotides. RefSeq lists its product as uncharacterized. Gene Ontology annotation, molecular function: protein binding. Gene Ontology annotation, biological process: SCF-dependent proteasomal ubiquitin-dependent protein catabolic process. Gene Ontology annotation, cellular component: SCF ubiquitin ligase complex. The record is from RefSeq and is a predicted model, not a curated record. Bases 102 to 1142 code for a protein of 346 amino acids. NCBI's taxonomy places the organism in Eukaryota, Metazoa, Arthropoda, Insecta, Lepidoptera, Tortricidae. The transcript has 6 exons.